AUGGGAGAAGAUCUAUUCGGCAUUCUCGGCAUUCUGCACCUCCAACUCAUCUCCGUCUCCGACAUUCGUAGCAUUCUGUUCUCGACAUGCAUUUUUUUCCCGUGGUUUCGAACAGAAAGAAAACAAGAGCAGCUAAAGAAUGAAAUUAACCUAGAAGAAACUAUUUUUAACCUAUCUAACCGUACAGACCAGUUAUUAUGUAUCAUUAGAAGUCUCUGCACACCAGGAAAAGAGGCAAAGUUAGACAUGUUUGAGCUUCCUGCAAAGAUAAAGUUGCUGCCAGAUCCAUGGACACCUGAAUCUGGAUUAGUGACAACUGCACUCAAGUUAAAGAGGGAACAAUUAAAGGCCAAAUUUAAGGAUGAUAUAUAA
Messenger RNA from Lactuca virosa, 372 nucleotides. The record is from the annotation of a GenBank genome assembly. NCBI's taxonomy places the organism in Eukaryota, Viridiplantae, Streptophyta, Magnoliopsida, Asterales, Asteraceae.